Molecule: messenger RNA, 2605 nt
Organism: Quercus lobata
Lineage: Eukaryota; Viridiplantae; Streptophyta; Magnoliopsida; Fagales; Fagaceae
Exons: 5
Coding region: 297-2174 (625 amino acids)
Source: RefSeq, a predicted model, not a curated record
GCCUUUCUUCUCUCUUUGGCUGAACUCAUUUACUCUCCUUCCCUCGUACCCUGUGCUUUGUUUUCGUUUCCCACUCACUCUCAAGAAGUCUCUCUGACUUUCGCUCUCUCUCUCUCUCUCUCUCUCUCUCCCAGUCACAUUUCAUUGAUUUCAAAAGCGCUUCAUUUUCACCCUUUUGGUUUUCAUUUUUCUCAACCAGGGCUUACAUUUUCGCUCUCGGAAUCGUCACCUACAUUCAGUUACAGAGAAAAUGGAGGGAAAAUAUCAAGGCUAGGGUUUUGUAAUUGUGGGCUAGAAUGGGAAAUGUGAGAGUUAAAGGGGAAGAUGGUGAUGAUGAGUGUGAUUUGAGGUUAAUGAGGCGGUGGAAGAGAAGGUGCAUUGCCAAUGGUAGUUUCAAUGCUAAAGUUUGUGAUAACUCUGCAAAGAAAACUAGAAACAAUAGUGUUAAAUUGGAAGCCACACCUCUGUAUGAUAAGGAUUAUGUACACUAUGUCAAUUAUCUUCUCGAGAAUGACUAUGAUAGUGAUAAUGGUACUGAUUUCAAUGGUAAGUCUGUGCUUGAUGGAUAUGACAAGGUUAAAAUUUUGGAGAAUGAUGACCAAGAUGCAGGUUUUUGGCAUAAUAUGUGCUUGGAUGAUAAUGAUCUUGAUGGUGAUAAUGAUACUGGUGUUAAUGCUAGGUAUGUGCUUGAUGGACAUGACAAUGUCAAAAUUUCGGAGAACAAUGACCAAGAAGCAGAUUUUCAGCAUAAGAUGUGUUUGGAUGAUAAUGAUGAUGUUUGGGAUCCUCAGUAUAAGAUGUUCAUGGAAAAUUUGAGACAUGAUGGAAAAUCCUAUGUACUAGUUGUUGUAAACAAUGAGAUUCCGGUGGUUGUAAGGUAUGAAAGAGAAGAGGGGUUGUGUGAUGGGCUCAAGUUGGACACUCAUGAAACUUUGAAGAGCUGCCUGAGGGGAGUGAAUACCAAAACAGCAAGAGCUGUGAAGAGAGAGAAGAUUGAGAGCCUGAAUAAUUUAGGUAAUGUUUCGGGUGUUAAGAGGAGUGGCAAGACUGAAGCUGUGAGAACUUUGAAUGAUGCUUCAAGGUAUGAAAGAGAAGAGGGGUUGUGUGAUGGGCUCAAGUUAGACACUUCAGAAACUUUGAAGAGCUGUCUAAGGGGAGUGAAUACCAAAACUGCUAGAUCUUUGAAGAAAGAGAAGUUUGAGAGCCUGAAUAAUUUAAAUAAUGUUUUGAGUGUUGAGAGGAGUGGCAUGGCUGAAACUGGGAGAACUUUGAAUGAUGCUUCAAGGAGAGAAAAGAUAGAGAGCCCAAAUGUUUUCUUUGGUGUUUCAAGUCUUGAAAAGACUGAGAAGCAAAUAACUAAGAUGAAUUUUGUGAGGAGAGAAAGCAUGGAAACUCUGGAAACUUUAAGGGGUGUUACAAGAAAGAAAAGUAAGAAUUUGAUGAUGGAUGUAAAUGAGGAAAAUGAAGAUCCCUUUUCUGGUGGAACAAAUGGACAUUUGAGCAAACGGUCUGGUAUGGCCAAUGCAAAAGUUCUUCAUCCAGCUAAGCAUGACUGCAACCAUAGAGUGGAAUCUGAUAUGAUAGAUGAAUGCUACAAAAUAUUUCUGAAUUGUCUUGAGAGUAACGGUGGAAAUCUUGUAUUUAAACCUGAACAUGGUAAACCAGUGACAUAUGAGGGGGAUGUAGAGAGUUCAGAUGAUUUGGAAAUAUAUGCAACAGACAAAGAUCCAUUCAGUGAUAGAAUUUGCAGCCCUUUUGUAGCUUCAAGAUCGGAUGCAAUUGUAAAUGUUGAUAUAGACAGAAGGACACGCAUUGGAAGUCCCGGUAGUGGUAGACAUUCGCAGUUUAGGAAAAACCUUAUGGAAAUUCUUAGAAGGCCUUACAAUGAAAUGGAGUACAAAAAACUUAUGCAUGAAGUAGCUUACAGAAGGCCAAAGGAAAGAGACAGAGAAUUGCGUAGUGGGACAAAAUCAUAUUCAACAAAGUCUUGUGGUAAAUCAUAUCUUGAUCAGUACAGCGGCUUUAAAAGAAAGAUCAAAUCAGUCCAAUCUGAUCGCCAUAGAGUUUUUAAUCUUUUACGUGGAUUUUUCUUUUGGUUGCAGAAUUUGUCUCAUGAAGGAGCAUUUCAGCCUUGGAAGGACAAACCUUGUUUGGGUGUUUUGCCCCAAAAGUAAACCAGGAAUUUUCCUCUGAUUCAGAUGGUAGUCUCUCAAGAUCGCAAGUGCAUGACAGAGGGCACUUGUAGCUAACAAGUCUCCAUGUUUUGUAUAGUAUAAGACCUAGUGUGAAAAUAUUGUGGCAGAUACAGUGUUGUCUAUUUGGAAGCUGCCUAUGAUGUAGGGUAUUUUUGGAAUGGAGUGAUAUGAAAGGCGGAGAGUAGAAGAGAAGGUGACCAAAAUGUACUAUUUUUUACAUUUUAGUCACCUUACCUUCCCUUCCCUUCUCUCCUCUCUUCUCAUCUAAACAUAAGGUUUGUAUCUCUGCCUGUCUAUCAAUCUUGUCAUGUUUUGAAAUUACCCUGAAAAUGAUUUUGUUUCAAGCCUGUUACAAUAACAGUAACGUAAUGUCAAAUGACUGAUUAACAGGGUCCAAGUUUGAAUGUGAA